Molecule: messenger RNA, 342 nt
Organism: Caenorhabditis angaria
Lineage: Eukaryota; Metazoa; Nematoda; Chromadorea; Rhabditida; Rhabditidae
Source: the annotation of a GenBank genome assembly
AUGAAGAAUUUUCUGAUAAUUUUUGCGAUUCUCCUGAUUGUGGCCAUUGGUUUGUAAUUCCAAAACUACGAACUUCCAUUUGAAUUUUCAGAAACCGCACCAGUUUCACAGGAAGUCGCAAGAAUUGGACUUUCUCCUUUACCCUGUGGCUGUUGUCGUUGUUGUAACUGUAAAUGUCCAUGUUGUUGUGGAUGCAAAUGUCGAAAAUGCAAUUGUCCGAAUUGUCCGAGAUGUCGAAAUAAUCAAAAUAUGAAACCAUCAAGAACUCGACCAGGCGCAACAUUUUUGGGAAGUCGAAGACUUCCAAAUGGAUUGAUCAGGAGAUAUUAUAGAGCAAAAUAA